Mytilus trossulus (common blue mussel) is the source of this 2634-nucleotide messenger RNA. Its product is annotated as cholecystokinin receptor type A-like. The transcript has a single exon. The record is from RefSeq and is a predicted model, not a curated record. The coding region runs from base 757 to 2271 and encodes 504 amino acids. Gene Ontology annotation, molecular function: neuropeptide receptor activity. Gene Ontology annotation, cellular component: plasma membrane. Gene Ontology annotation, biological process: neuropeptide signaling pathway. NCBI's taxonomy places the organism in Eukaryota, Metazoa, Mollusca, Bivalvia, Mytilida, Mytilidae.
GUAAAUCUAAAAACAACAGAUAAGCAUUAACCAUGUUAACAGUUUUUAUUUAAUGAGAGGAAAAGGACGUUUCAUUUUGAAGUAGAUAUUUAGAUAUCUAUUUCGAGAAAAAUAUACAAGAUUUUGUUUGCAAACAUUGGAAACGUUGUUUAAUUAGAACAAUAAAUCUCUGAUAUGAUUAUUUGAAAGUGCAUUAUGAUUUAACCGAUACAAUAUAUUUUUCUUGUCAGCAACAGUGUAUGUAAUUUCGAAAUCGUUUGGAAAUAAUGUUCCUAUAAAGUUUCAAAUUUGUAACUAUAUUUGCGAAAGAAAAGGUUUCAUUGGAAAGAUUUUAAACUCGCAUCUUUUUUUCGCAUAAACAAAUUAUAUGAAUGAUUUUUUGAAGUAUUCAACAAUAUAAUAAAACAAUACUAUUAUAAGAUUCACUUCCAUCGGAUGGAGGAAGAGAAAUUCACAAGUUCUUUAAAAUACAUAUCAAAGAACAGUUAUAUUGAAAGUGCAUUAAUAUUGGAAGAACAUUAAUAUUGGAAGUACAUUUAUAUUGAAAGAACAUUAACUUUGGAAGAACAUAAACUUUGGAAGAACAUUUACUUUGGAAGAACAUUAACUUUGGAAGAACAAUAACUGUAAAAGAACACUAGCAGUGUAAGUACGUUGACAUUGGAAGAACAUUAACAUUGAAAAUGAUUAAAACAAGAUAGAACCAAAGUUAUAGGUUCAUGAACAUUGUAUAGAAUAUAAGAUCAGACUUCAACCAUGACAACUAACAAGAUCAUUUUCACAACAACUAAGUCUGUUUUAACUAGUCUUGAUGACGUUUUCGGAAAAACAACAAUGCAGAAAAGUACGACGGAUAAUAUAGGUUCUACAAUAAAGUCCGAUAAUACUACUGCCAGGCAGGAGAAUUCUACUAAUAUGAUUCUGGCAUUAAACCUUGACGAGGAGAACAUUAAUCGUCUGCUAAAGAUAGAAAACACAUUCGAAGCUGAAGCGCUGACGCCGAUAACCGUUUAUCUCAUCCUUCUAAUGAUAACGGGUGUUGUUGGCAAUACUAUUGUCUUGUAUAUCUACAAGUUCAGGUUCAAAAGGUCAACAUCAAGAAUAUUCAUUCUGAGUCUUGCUGCGUUUGAUUUGAUUACGUGUAUUUUAGGGAUGCCAUACCAUAUCUUAGACAUGCUUUAUCCUUAUCUGUUUGUAUGGGACACCCUUUGCAAAGUUCUAAGUUUUGCUCUUACAUUUACGAUUUUGGCAUCUAUAUUUAUACUAGAUCUCAUCGCAAUUGAUCGGUACAGGAAAAUUUGUAGACCGUUUAAAAAGCAGCUUUCUGGUAUAGGAUCAAAUAUAAUGAGUUGGGUGACUGUUCUUAUAGCAAUAAUCUCUGCCAUUCCAAUGCUUCUAAUUUAUGGUACCGCUGAAGUCCCAACCGCUAGGAAUCCAAAUAUAACAGGAAGGGAAUGCUACGUCUCAGAUAACUAUAUCGAAUCUUACUUCCCAUUAAUCUACGAUUCUUUCACUUUCUUGAUUUUUAUCGUAUCAGUUUUUAUACUAGUCGGAUUUUAUAGCAAAGUCGGGGUUACAAUUUGGAAACGUAGGAAAUUUAAUGAGUCCUCACAUGAGUCAAAGAGAUCCGGUUCCAGUCAAAGCACGCCAAACACAUCGAUCAUACAACUGAACGUCAUUACAGAUGAAGCUAAACGCGGAUCUCCUAUGCUUGUUCAUUAUGGAAAAAAUAAAGAGGGUGGUAAUGUUCAAAUAUUUGAUUCGAAUUCCUUGGUCACGGCACCAAAAGAUUCACCUUUACCAUACAGAUCGACAACGUCUGAUCCAAAGAAAGAAAGGAAGAACCGGAGAGUAAUGCGAUUGAUGUCUGAACCUUCAAGUACUGAACAUGAUUCUUCUAUAAUGGAUCAUGGGUCUUCACGGUCCCACAAAUCAUCCCACAGACAUCACGUGACAAAGAAAGAAAAGAGAACUCUAAGAAUAACAGGCAUGCUGUUCGUUAUAACAAUAAUAUUCAUUAUAAGUUUCCUCCCUUAUUUGUGUAUACAAAUUGUGAACGGUUUGAAUGAUGAAUUUUGGGAUGAAAUGAGCAUCUCGGAAAUUAUCCUUUUUAAUCUUCUUAUGAGGACAUACUUUAUCAACAGUAUGAUAAAUCCUAUAAUCUACUGGUUUCUGGAUCACAAAUUUAAAGAGGAGGUUAUUAGACUAUUUAAUGACAUGAGAAAUUGUAAAGCAACUACUCGGUUUGGACGAAAGAGCUUCCAUUCGUAAUAUCCAUGUGAAUAGUCUAGAAGUAUACCAAAAGGUAUAAAAACUUGUCUGACCAAUUGUAUAACUUUAAAUCAAUCAUCAUCACAAUUACAUGAUUAUAAUCUAAUUCAACUAAACUAUAUUCGUAUUUUAUCAACUAUGUAGGUUCUUAUUCAUCCUUAGCUCUACAAUAUUCAGCUUAGAGUGUUCCUCAUUUAUAAUGAUAAAGGUAAAUCCAGAAAAGUGCUUCGGAGAUUAAUAACAUGUUAUUUUAAUUUUUCUUCAGUUUGUUACUUUGCAGAAUGAACAAGAUUUUCCUAAUUUAUAUGAAUGCUUAUUUUUAUGUAUAUUUUUUCAUUGCUAUCAAUAAAGCAUUAUUUGAUU